Penicillium waksmanii is the source of this 747-nucleotide messenger RNA. RefSeq names its product short-chain dehydrogenase. The coding region runs from base 1 to 747 and encodes 248 amino acids. The record is from RefSeq and is a predicted model, not a curated record. NCBI's taxonomy places the organism in Eukaryota, Fungi, Ascomycota, Eurotiomycetes, Eurotiales, Aspergillaceae. The transcript is spliced from 2 exons.
AUGGCUAGUACAACUCCGGUUAUUCUCAUUCUCGGUUCGGGACCCAAUAUCGGCCAGCAUGUGGCUCAGGCUUUUACUGCAAAGGGCUACAAAGUUGCCCUUGCAUCUAGGAGCCUUAAGGAAGAAGCCAGCAAUGCGGACCAGGUUCACAUUUCCGCCGACCUAUCCGAUCCCCAUUCCGUGAAGGGCAUCUUUUCGAAAGUCAAGGCAUCGCUCGGUCUGCCAAGUGUUGUUGUUUACAAUGCAUCUGCCGGUGCUCCGAACAAUCCAGCGGACCCCUUGUCUAUUCCCUUGGCCGACUUUAGUCGAGACUUGCACGUUAACACGACUAGUGCGUUUGUCGCUGCACAACAGGCGGCUUUAAGCUUCGAGAGACUCCCCGACCAUAGCUCCAAGACAUUCAUCUACACUGGCAAUAUACUCAACGAGACCACAAUUGCAAGUCUUCUGGAUGGUGGUGUGGGCAAAUCUGCAACGGCCCACAUCAUUCGCUCUGCUGCUGCCGCAUACUCCGAUAAAGGCUAUAAGUAUGCGCUUCCUUCUUUCGCUCUGGUAGUCUUGAAAUUGACGAAACGCAGAUUCUAUUAUGCCGAUGAGCGGAAGCCUGAUGGGACACCUGCGUACUCUAAGAUCAGUGGCGAGGCACAUGGAAAAUUCUAUGCCGAGCUCGCAGAGCACAAGUCUCAAGGUCCUUGGCAACAGACUUUUGUCAAGGAUGUAGGAUACAAGCACUUCCCAGCUACUUGA